CGAUUCUUUAGGAUUGGAAAUCAAAAUCACAGCUGUUACGAAGGGCCUAAUCCAAGGCACUAGGGUGCCACCUACGCGCUGAUGCCCCGAAUGCUCACAGUGCUUCCAGCUAACCAUGCUGCACCAACCCUGGCGCUGCCCCUGCUACUGUUACUGCUGGUGCUGUGGACCCCGCUCCCCAAUAGCGCGAGGCGGUCCACAGGCACUGAUUACUUGCGUCGAGGCUGGCUACGGUUACUAUCCGAGGGCGAGGGCUGUGCUCCCUGCCGGCCAGAAGAGUGCGCUGCGCCGCGGGGCUGCCUAGCAGGCCGGGUGCAGGAUGCGUGCGGCUGCUGCUGGGAAUGCGCCAACCUGGAGGGCCAGCUCUGCGAUCUGGACCCGAGCGCCAACUUCUACGGGCGCUGUGGCGAGCAGCUCGAGUGCCGGCUGGACGCGGGCGGUGACCUGAGCCGAGGAGAGGUGCCGGAGCCGCUGUGUGUCUGUCGCUCGCAGCGCCCACUCUGUGGUUCCGACGGCCGCACCUACGCGCAGAUCUGCCGCCUGCAGGAGGCCGCCCGCGCUCGGCCUGAUGCUAACCUCACUGUGGUGCAUCCAGGGCCCUGCGAAACGGAACCCCAGAUCGUGUCGCAGCCUCACAAUAUUUGGAAUGUGACUGGACAGGAUGUCAUCUUUGGCUGUGAGGUGUUUGCCUAUCCCAUGGCCUCCAUUGAGUGGAGGAAAGAUGGCUUGGACAUCCAGCUGCCAGGGGAUGACCCCCAUAUCUCUGUACAGUUUAGGGGUGGACCUCAGAAGUUUGAGGUGACCGGCUGGCUACAGAUUCAGGCUUUGCGUCCUAGUGAUGAGGGCACCUACCGCUGCCUUGCCCGCAAUGCCCUGGGCCAAGUCGAAGCCUCUGCUACCCUGACAGUGCUCACACUAGACCAGCUCAAUGCCACAGGAUUCUCCCAGCUGCAAUCGGUGAAGUUGGUUCCCGAGGAAGAGGCAGACAAUGAAGAGCUGGAGGAUUACUACUAGCCCCAGCUCUCUGAUCUGUGGACGUGGG
This is a messenger RNA of Chionomys nivalis (European snow vole), 1042 nucleotides long. It is a transcript of the gene Kazald1, whose product is annotated as Kazal type serine peptidase inhibitor domain 1. The transcript is spliced from 5 exons. Gene Ontology annotation, molecular function: insulin-like growth factor binding. Gene Ontology annotation, biological process: regulation of signal transduction; regulation of cell growth. Gene Ontology annotation, cellular component: extracellular region. The record is from RefSeq and is a predicted model, not a curated record. Lineage: Eukaryota; Metazoa; Chordata; Mammalia; Rodentia; Cricetidae. Bases 82 to 1014 code for a protein of 310 amino acids.